AUGAAAGAUUAGUUACGCAAGGAAACAAUUAGUCCUGAACCAGAAAAAUAAAAAUCAUUAAAUUUUCAUAGAAGAUUUACAAGUUCACAGAUUGAAAGUGCUGGAAAAAAUCAAAUAUCCUCUAAGCAUUUGACUAAUAAAAUUUCAAUGCAAGGUUUAUAGCAAUUGCUUAAGGUGGCUCCACAGAACAAAGUGCUUCAACCUAAAGUUUACUCAUAGAUGCUUAUUCACGAGAGCUUUUCUUAAUAAUACUUAAAAGACUUGAGUGCAGCCUACACUCCCAACCAAUAAGCAACCCUUCAGAACAACUUCUUUAAGAAAGCAUCAUUGUCAUAAAAUUCAACAAUGACGAGCAGCAUAAAACCGAGAAUGAAGAGUGCUAACAAGGAAACCAUCAAGAGGAAAUCGCAAAAUGAAACUACGUAGUUGUUAUCAACUAGAGAGAGGGAUAGAUAAACUAUUGUUUAGUUAUAGGAGAUAGUGCAAAGGACGAAUUCAUUGUUGUAGCAAUAUCAGAAUGAAAUUUGUAGACAUAUCAAAGAAAAGGAGGAUUUAGUCAAUAUCAUCCAACAAUUGCAAAGGCUCUGA
Molecule: messenger RNA, 588 nt
Organism: Paramecium tetraurelia
Lineage: Eukaryota; Ciliophora; Oligohymenophorea; Peniculida; Parameciidae
Exons: 2
Source: RefSeq, a predicted model, not a curated record